Molecule: messenger RNA, 534 nt
Organism: Lactuca saligna
Lineage: Eukaryota; Viridiplantae; Streptophyta; Magnoliopsida; Asterales; Asteraceae
Source: the annotation of a GenBank genome assembly
AUGGCUAACCAUCGACGCCCCAACUCCUCCGUUUUCCAGCAGCAUACUUCUCAAUCCACCACACCUGGUGGCUCCUCCGGUCGCCACCCAGUUUACCGUGGUAUCCGUUUGCGAGCUGGAAAAUGGGUUUCUGAAAUCCGUGAACCGAACCAGACCACGCGCAUAUGGCUUGGCACGUAUGCGACACCGGAAAUGGCAGCAGCUGCUUACGACGUGGCUGCAUUGGCACUCAAAGGUAGGAAUGCAGUUCUAAACUUUCCAGACUCUGUUAUUUCAAGUACACUACCAGAGUGUCCGACUGCUGAUGACAUCCGUGCAGCAGCUGCGAGAGCAGCUGCCACUCGAGCACCAGGAUAUGAAACUGGUGGUGGAAGCAUGACGUCAGCCCCUCCUGGUGGAUAUAUGGACGAUGAACCCAAUCUGUUGUCUGACAUGGCGGAGGGAAUGCUGUUAAGUCCACCGAGGAUGGAUUCCAGUCCACCACCUGAUGAUGGAACAGAUCAAUCCGGUGGAGGCAAUCUAUGGAAUUAUUAA